UUAGUCUAUUCAUCAAAAUGGCGCUGAAAGCACUUGUCGGGCAAAAGAUUAUGAAUGAGGUGAUCCGGUAUCGCCCCAAAGGAAAAGAUAACAGUAAGGUAGAAUGGCGUGUCCUCGUGGUGGACCAACUCUCCAUGCGCAUGGUCUCUGCAUGCUGCAAGAUGCACGACAUCUCGGCAGAGGGCAUCACUUUGGUGGAAGACAUCCACAAGAAGAGGGAACCUCUGUGCACCAUGGAUGGUAUAUACCUCAUCACCCCAUCUGAGAAGUCAGUGCAUGCCCUUAUCAAUGACUUUGCUGUUGGUAACCGCAUUAUGUACAGGGCUGCCCACGUCUUCUUCACUGAAGCUUGUCCUGAUGCAUUAUUUGAUGAACUGUCACGUAGCAAACUAGCUAAAUAUAUACAAACAUUAAAGGAAAUCAACAUUGCUUUCAUUCCAUACGAACAACAGGUGUUCUCCCUGGACUCACCAGAGACCUUCCAGUGCAUGUACAACCCAGCCCUGGCUCAGACCCGCAACGCCAACAUGGAGCGUAUUGCUGAACAGAUCGCCACACUGUGCGCCACCUUAGGCGAAUACCCCUCCGUACGUUACCGCAGUGAUUGGGAGCGCAAUGUGGAACUCGCUCAGCUUAUCCAGCAGAAACUCGAUGCCUACAAGGCGGACGAGCCAACAAUGGGCGAGGGUCCGGAGAAGGCUCGUUCACAGCUGCUGGUACUCGACCGCGGGUUUGACUGCGUGUCUCCGUUGCUGCACGAACUGACUCUACAAGCCAUGGCAUACGAUCUGCUGCCCAUUGAAAAUGAUGUCUACAGGUACGAGUCAAACCCGGGCAGCGGUCAGAUGAAGGAAGUCCUUCUGGACGAGAACGACGAGCUGUGGGUAGAGCUGCGCCACCAGCACAUCGCAGUCGUGUCUACCACCGUAACCAAGAAACUCAAGGCGUUUACUGAUAACAAGCGCAUGGGUGGAGAACAAAGCAAUCUUACAGGGGACAAGCAGUCGAUGCGCGACCUGUCUCAGAUGAUCAAGAAGAUGCCUCAGUAUCAGAAGGAACUGUCUAAGUACGCGACACACUUGCGUCUCGCUGAGGACUGCAUGAAGGCCUACCAGGGCUAUGUUGACAAGCUCUGCAAAGUCGAACAGGAUCUGGCGAUGGGCACCGACGCUGAGGGCGAGAAGAUUAAAGACCACAUGCGGAGCAUUGUACCAGUGCUCCUGGACCAGACGGUAACAAACUACAACAAGAUGCGUAUAAUCGCGCUGUACAUAAUGUCCAAGAACGGCAUUUCGGAGGAGAACCUCAACAAGCUGGUGACGCACGCGCAGCUCGACCCCGCCGACAAGCAGACACUGCUCAACCUCGCCAACCUCGGCCUCAACGUCGUUGUUGAUGGCAACAGGAAGAAGCAGUACCAAGUGCCCAGGAAAGAGAGGAUCACCGAGCAAACGUACCAGAUGUCACGAUGGACGCCAGUACUCAAGGACAUCAUCGAGGAUGCCAUUGAAGACAAGCUCGACCAGCGUCACUUCCCGUUCCUGGCUGGUCGCGCACAAACUUCUGGAUACCAAGCACCAACCAGCGUCCGCUACGGCCACUGGCACAAGGAUAAAGCCCAACAAACUGUCAAGAAUGUGCCGCGUCUGAUGGUCUUCGUUGUUGGAGGUGUGAGUUUCUCCGAGAUUCGCUGCGCGUAUGAAAUAACAGCCGCACUCAAGAACUGGGAAGUGAUGAUCGGUUCCUCUCACAUCCUCACCCCCGAGAACUUCCUCUCGGACCUCGGUUCUCUCACCAACUAAACCAACCUCACUACCUUAACGUCAAUGUAAUUAAUUUAAAGGCGCGGUAUAUUGAAUUUAGAAGUACACGGUCCUGCUAAGUGCCGCUUAUCAAGAUUUUAAAAAGUCUACAACAAUUUCAGAAUAUGCUAACAAGUUAAAUAUUCAACAGGUCAUUAGAAUUAAUAAAGUUUUUGUCAAAUUUUAAUGUUACGAGAGUGCACGAGUUGUAUAGAUGCUGCUUGUCAUCUGAGACUCGAUUUUAUAGUACAAUUUAUGGUCUAGUAAGAUGGCUACAUCACGAUUCGCGGUAAAUCAUUAGUUCAUGUAGAAAAAUGGCGCAAUUAGGCGCAUCCUUGGAUAGGUAUUAGACUCAGACUGUGGAAAUAUAAUGGUGCUGAUUCCAACAGACACCUCCUCACUUUAAGGAAAGGAAUUAGCACCAGUGCCACCAUAAAAUUGUGAUAUAUAUUAAUGUAGUAAAUUGUGCAGCUUGCAACUCGAACCAAUUGCAAUGUAAUUGUAUCUGUUCUCUCAACAAAAUUAUCGUCUUCGAUCAAAAUGGUACUAAUGUUGGUAAAAAAUAGUUUCGAUUAUUUGUAUUGAGCUCGAAAAUUAUAUUUGUAGUGAUAAUUAACUGAAAGUUUCUAAAUUCAGUAUUUGUAAAUAUAAUAAUCCUAAUUUUGUUACUAAGUGAACAAAAUAUUUAUAUUGUUAAUGUUUUUUGAAUUUUUAAGAAAGUUGCUUUUAAAGUUUAGUUUAAGAAUUUUGUUUAUAUUAUUUUAUUGUUUUAACUUAUUUUAAGUUUACAAUCGAAUAAUUGGAUCACUGACAUAAUACGUUCAAUUAAACAUGGUCUGAAUUGAAUAAUGUAUCUUAAACUGCUGUUAAAUUGUGGAGUGGUACGUAUGGUAUGUACCUUUGUGUAACAACAAUAUUGUUAGACAUAACAUAGGUUUAAUUAACGCCUUUAUCUUGUGUGGUACUAGAUGUAACUGUAGCUUUGUUUCGUCAUAUUACAAGCUUUUUUAAUGCCAAAUGCUAGAUCUUACUGAUGAGUUAGCUUUAGUCCUCAAACAUUGCGACUGGCAUGCACGAAGCACGUGCCCCAAACAUACAUUUUGCUGUUGAUUUAUUUAAUUAAAGUCUACAUCUAAACUGUAGUUUACAAUUCGCUAGUGUUUUUACUCUUAUCUCUAGGAAUUUAGACAACUUUUACAGCGUUCUACGUGUCGUGUUUAAUAAAAUAGCAAAUUGUUGAAUUGUUUUAACAUUCCAAUAUAUUGUAAUUAUUAUAUUUAUCCUAUAUCUGUUGUUACAUGACGCCAUCGGCUUGUCGUGGAAGAUAAAUUUAAAGUACUAAAUAAUAAGUGUCGUUUGUUUAAAAUAAAUCUGGUAUAAAUUAAGAUGAAAUAAAUUGUUGAAUCAAUAAGCAUUUGUUGACAGAAUAUUACUACAUAAUCCUGAAAAUUAACAGCACUUGUCAACAUUUAAUGUUUUUAAUAUAAAAUGUCAUAUUUGAACAAGUUUCUGUAGUAUACCUUACAAGGUAAACCUAUUAUUAGGAUAAUACAACAUUAAUUUGUAUAGCUAACCAUAUUGUGCAAUUAUGUAGAAAACAUAUUAUUGAACUUAACUAUCAGUAUUCAACUGUUAAGAGAUUUAUUAAAUUAUUUAAUCGUCA
Pectinophora gossypiella (pink bollworm) is the source of this 3465-nucleotide messenger RNA. RefSeq names its product protein ROP (gene Rop). The record is from RefSeq and is a predicted model, not a curated record. The transcript has 15 exons. Gene Ontology annotation, cellular component: secretory granule; plasma membrane. Gene Ontology annotation, molecular function: syntaxin binding. Bases 18 to 1802 code for a protein of 594 amino acids. Lineage: Eukaryota; Metazoa; Arthropoda; Insecta; Lepidoptera; Gelechiidae. Gene Ontology annotation, biological process: intracellular protein transport; vesicle-mediated transport; neurotransmitter secretion.